GUUAAGCGCCGUCGUUUAAAUCAGGACAGACGUACGAGGACAUUUCAUAUGUCAUCUACUCAACUGGCAUCUCAUUUACACGCCGCUUAUCCCCCGGUAAAACCCUUUCUUCCGUUUCGUUUUCCCUAGCUUCUCCUCAACACUUUGCUUCAAGGAGAUAAGGCUUGGGUCAUUUUGAUUAGAAAUGGUUGAAGAAACUAAGACAGCAGCUUUUGUCCCUGAAUCUGUGUUAAAGAAACAGAAGAGAAAUGAGGAAUGGGCUUUGUUGAAGAACCAAGAACUGAAGAUAAAGAAGGAAAAAAAUGCUGAAAAUAGAAAGAUAAUCUUCAAGAGGGCUGAGCAAUAUGGCAAAGAAUACAAAGAAAAAGAAAGAGAGUUGAUAAGAUUGAAAAGAGAGGCCAAACUGAAAGGAGGUUUUUAUGUUGAACCAGAGGCCAAACUACUUUUCAUCAUUCGUAUCCGUGGCAUCAAUGCAAUGGAUCCAAAGACGAGAAAAAUUUUGCAGCUUCUGCGUCUGAGGCAGAUUUUUAAUGGUGUGUUUCUCAAAGUGAACAAGGCAACCAUGAACAUGCUGCAUAGGGUUGAGCCAUAUGUGACUUACGGAUAUCCUAAUCUCAAAAGUGUGCGGGAGUUGAUCUAUAAGAGGGGUUAUGGAAAGCUGAACAAGCAAAGGAUUGCUCUCACUGAUAAUUCCAUCAUUGAACAGGCCUUGGGAAAUUUUGGAAUUAUUUGCAUGGAAGAUUUGAUUCAUGAGAUCAUGACUGUGGGAUCUCAUUUCAAAGAGGCAAAUAAUUUUCUCUGGCCAUUUAAGCUGAGUGCUCCAUCUGGAGGUUUGAAGAAGAAAAGAAACCAUUAUGUGGAGGGUGGUGAUGCUGGAAAUCGCGAGGAUUACAUUAAUGAGCUCAUUAGGAGGAUGAAUUAGAUCCUAUUAUCUUUGCUUCAGUUAUUUUGGUUCUUGGUGUUGAGAAAAGUUAAGACUUAAUAGUUUUGCUUUUAAGUAUUGAGGGUACUGCAUAACAAAAAAAAUUUUAUUUUCUUUGCCUUACUUGAGUUGUUGAAGUUGACAAUUUUUGAUGUACUAUUCAAUUAGUUUA
Molecule: messenger RNA, 1094 nt
Organism: Hevea brasiliensis (rubber tree)
Lineage: Eukaryota; Viridiplantae; Streptophyta; Magnoliopsida; Malpighiales; Euphorbiaceae
Product: 60S ribosomal protein L7-2
Exons: 7
Coding region: 185-922 (245 amino acids)
Biological process (GO): maturation of LSU-rRNA from tricistronic rRNA transcript (SSU-rRNA, 5.8S rRNA, LSU-rRNA)
Cellular component (GO): cytosolic large ribosomal subunit
Molecular function (GO): RNA binding; structural constituent of ribosome
Source: RefSeq, a predicted model, not a curated record